Molecule: messenger RNA, 4632 nt
Organism: Thalassophryne amazonica
Lineage: Eukaryota; Metazoa; Chordata; Actinopteri; Batrachoidiformes; Batrachoididae
Gene: shoc2
Product: SHOC2 leucine rich repeat scaffold protein
Exons: 9
Coding region: 427-2172 (581 amino acids)
Molecular function (GO): protein binding
Source: RefSeq, a predicted model, not a curated record
GAGGGGGCAGAGGAGCAGCACUGUAGGAAAGAGGAGGAAACACUGAGGAUGGCGGAGUCACACCUCUGAAGCUAACCUACCAGGGUUUAAAUAAACCUGAUGACUUAUGCACCCUGAACACACGUACACCUGGUUAUCCUGGGAUUGUAUGCAGUUCAUCCAUUUAAACAUGUGGCUCAGGGAUGCUGCAAUCUAUCCCCUUCAAUGGCUUUUUAUUACAGUAUUCUAAUAAAGGAACAACAUAUCAGAAGGAUCCACAAAGCUUUGGAUUAGGAGGUCAUCGUAAAUGUGUGGAUAAUCAUAAAUGUGUGGACCAAUAGAGGGAUGUUUUUAUUAAAUGCCUCCUUGCUGAUGUGUGUCUCUUUUUUUUCCUGAAAGUCACCUGACUCUCAUGAGAAACUCAGCAGGAGACCCGAUAACGUCGACAUGAGUAGUACUUUAGGUAAAGAAAAAGAUUCAAAAGAAAAGGACCAAAAAGGGGGUCCACUAAAAGAAAGGGAAAAGGAGGCCAAGGCUCUGGCUGGCUUAGUCAAAGAUGUUGGCAAAGAAAUGAAGACCAAAGGGAAAGAUGCCAAAGAAGGAAAGAAGGACACCAGCAGUGCACCACCAGCUGUUGCCUUCUCUGUUGACAAUACAAUUAAAAGACCAAACCCAGCACCAGGCACACGCAAGAAGUCCAGCAAUGCCGAGGUCAUCAAAGAGCUCAACAAGUGCAGAGAGGAGAAUUCAAUGAGGCUGGACUUAUCCAAACGGUCCAUUCACCUGUUGCCCACCUCCAUUAAGGAACUCGCUCAGUUGGCUGAACUGUACUUGUACAGCAAUAAGCUGCAGAGUUUGCCAGCCGAGGUGGGCUGCCUAUCAGGUUUGGUCACUUUGGCCCUGAGUGAGAACUCUCUGACCAGCUUGCCUGACUCACUGGACUCCCUUAAGAAGCUUAAGAUGCUUGACCUCCGGCAUAACAAACUGAGAGAGAUACCAGCUGUUGUUUACCGGCUAACAUCAUUAACCACGCUAUACCUGCGCUUCAAUCGCAUCACAACAGUGGAGAAAGAGAUCAGAAACUUAUCUAAGCUCUCUAUGCUCAGCAUUCGUGAAAACAAGAUUAAACAGCUGCCUGCAGAAAUAGGGGAGCUUUGUAGCCUCACUACUCUGGAUGUUGCCCAUAAUCAGUUGGAACACCUGCCGAAGGAAAUCGGGAAUUGCACACAGAUAACUAAUCUAGAUUUGCAGCACAAUGAGCUCUUGGAUCUCCCAGAGGCUAUAGGCAAUCUAGUGAGCAUAAAUCGUCUUGGUUUGAGGUACAAUAGAUUGUCAGCCAUUCCUAGAUCAUUAGCCAAAUGUCGAGAACUUGAAGAGCUAAACCUUGAAAAUAACAACAUUUCAGUGUUGCCGGAGGGCUUGCUGUCAAGUUUGGGGAAACUGACAAGUUUGACACUUGCGAGGAAUUGCUUUCAGUCAUAUCCGGUUGGUGGACCCUCCCAGUUUUCUACCAUCUACUCUCUCAACAUGGAGCACAACCGUAUCAACAAAAUCCCAUUUGGAAUCUUCUCCAGGGCCAAAGUGCUAAGCAAGCUAAACAUGAAGGACAACCAGUUAACAUCUCUACCACUGGACUUUGGUACGUGGACAAGUAUGGUCGAACUUAACCUGGCCACCAAUCAGCUGACUAAAAUCCCAGAGGAUGUCUGUGGUCUUGUUUCUCUUGAGGUGUUAAUCUUGUCCAAUAAUCUUCUCAAAAAGUUACCACAUGGGAUUGGGAAUUUGAGAAAACUACGGGAGCUUGACUUGGAGGAAAACAAGUUGGAAUCUUUACCUAAUGAAAUUGCUUACCUUAAAGAUUUACAGAAACUGGUGUUGACAAAUAAUCAGUUGACGACGUUGCCCAGAGGCAUCGGCCACCUCACCAACCUGACUCAUUUGGGUUUAGGGGAGAACCUUUUGCAGCAUCUUCCUGAGGAGAUUGGUACACUGGAGAAUCUGGAGGAACUGUACCUCAACGACAACCCCAAUCUACACAGCCUCCCGUUUGAGCUGGCCCUUUGCAGCAAACUGUCCAUCAUGAGCAUCGAGAACUGUCCACUCAGCCAUCUGCCGCCCCAGAUCGUUGCAGGAGGCCCCUCCUUCAUCAUCCAGUUCCUAAAGAUGCAGGGACCGUACCGUGCCAUGGUUUGAGCCCGCCAGCUCAGUCCCAGUCCUGCUUAAUCUAAAACCCCCAGAUGCUCUUCAUGGCCUCACCUGCCUCGUUACAUGUAUCAUACACUGUAAAGAAAAAAAAAAAGACUUGCCACAGUCAGUGUGGGGGCAAAAGAAACAAAUGAAACCGAGGAGGUGGAAGAUGAGGAGAAUGUUUGCUUUUUCCAUCAUUCUUGGGCAUGGGGAAUCUUUGGAGACUUCUAUGUUAAGAGCUUAUCGUGGUCAUUUUGGGACCUCGGCCAACCUGCUCAUCUUUCAUUCCAUAUCUUAUCAGAGGAAAAUAUUUCUAUCUCUUUGCCAAAACUGAAGAUAUAUAAUUCUAUAUAUACAGAAUAACUGUGAGCUAAGUGGAAAAUCUUUUAACCAUAUAAAUCACGCUCCCAUUUGCCAAUGUAUUUACAGUAAUUACACACGUCUAUUAUGUGAGCAAGGAUACAAUUGUAUGCAAAAAAUACAAAGAAAUCUUUGGAACAUCAUUUAAUGCUGCUGCCAUAAAUAAUUUUAACUUAAUGUUGCUUUUUUGUUUUUUUGAAUACCCCCUCACAGUUUCAGAAUAGCUUAUGUUAAUAGCAGUUGACAUCAGAGAACAAAGGUCUAAUGGUGGCAUGUUUAUCAUUUUUAUGUUAACUUUUUUAACAACCUGUGCCUAUGUUUAGAGUGAUCCAGUGGGUUCAUGUCUAAACACGUCCAUGAUAAUAGAUUUAAAUUAUUCAGUAAGGUUUUUAUUGUCAUCACUGCUGUUACUUUUACCUUUUUAGUGUUUUUGUGUGUGUGUGUGUGUGUGUGUGUGUGUGUGUGUGUGUGUGUGUGUGUGUGUGUGUGUGUGUGUGUGUGUGUGUGUGUGUGUGUGUGUGUGUGUGUGUGUGUGUGUGUGUGUGUGUGUGUAUUCUCUUAAAGCAAGCUAUGUAAAAUAGGGUGAUUGGACAUCUUUUUUUUUUCUUCACAAAAAGCAGCAGUUGUUAGCUUGUAAUGUAUACAUAUGAGACACGCCAAUCUAAAAAAGCCAAGUUAGACUUUUUCCUAAAAUGGGUGGUGCUGUGACCCCCGUUACUGCUUUUUUUGUGUGUGUGUGUGACUAAAAGCUGUUGAAGGGGAAAGUAAAACAUGCAGAUGUAGGUGAUGGGAUAAAUAACAGAGGAUAUAUAUUCACAAAAAAAUCCUGGUUCUUGCCUUUAGUGCAAUUUUUUUUCUUUAAAAGUUAUGUUUACUUAGUUGACAUUAUUCUCAGUGUUGGGCUAUCAGGCAUUUUUUAAAACAGCCUCUGUCGGUUUCGAGAGCAAGUGUAUCAGAUUCAAAAACGGUUUGGUAAUAAAGCAUUGACAGGUAACUGCUUGAAAUCAAUUUUUUUUCUUUAUUUAGUUUUUUUUACAAAAUUUAAGAGCUCAUAAUACAAUGGAUUUUUUAAAUUUAUUUAUUUUGAACACUUUAUAUCGCUUGUCCCACACUGUCCCAGCAAUGCUGCUGCUCUUACGCACUUUUGAAGACAUUGGCACCCUCAAUAUAUAUUUAAAAAACAAAACAAUAACACAAACGUCUCUGGGUAUUUUGGAUGGGGGCAUUUUUUUUUUUUCAUUAAAAAGUAUUUUCCUUGUUAAAUGAACCAUUUACCGUGUAAAUUUGUAUCAAAUAUAAAUGUUGAGUUUCACGGGCACAAAAUGUACUUGUAAUUUUUGGAGGGAGGUUUUAUCUUGUCAAUCUUAAUACUCUCUUGAAAUGUUAAAGGGGUUUAUGUGGCUGUGAGAUGUUAAAGAUUCACAUAUCCUGCAUUCUCUGUUGCAAGUGAAAUGGCUUGAUUGCAUAAUCGCAGUUCAGAUCAGCUUUUUAAAAUUUUUUUAAAUGUGUGUUAAUAUUUUUUUAAGUGACUGUAUAUUAAAUCCCAACAAAGGAAAUCAAACCAAACUUUUUUUUAAAGACGUGUGGCAUCCCAGCUCUAUAUCCAAUCAUUUUGAUUUUGUGUUUAAAUGUGCAGGUCUGUGUGUUUUUGCAGCAGCUUGGCAUGUUUGUUUGGUUUUUUUUUUGUUUUGUUUUUUGUUUUUUUGUUUUUUUGUGCAAGCUGUGGAGGCCUGAGUGGGUGUGACCACAACUCACCGUGGGGUCAGGGAACAAUGUACUGCUGCUUCUGAUUUACCAGCACAACCUGUUGCUGCUUUUGUGGACUGUGCUGUAUCGGACGGGGAGGACGGGUGGGGAUUGAUCCACUCUCUAUGUUGAUGCAGACUUCACUUGAUAAACCAACGAGUUGGUUUUGUCAGAUCAAAUUGUUUGGACACAACGGUAAGACGACAAGGUGCAUAUUUCAGUUUAAAGGUUAUCGUAAAAGACAGUUGGGGGGGGAGGGGAGGGGGCAAAAAAAUGUAAAAAGGGCUUUCUGUGUUCAUGCUGAGCAACACACCGGAGGCAUUGCAUUCCUGGGUUUUAUAUAAAAGCUUUGGAAACUUG